AUGGCGGGAAGAGGUGAGUUGAGGGGGGUACUGUAGAAUACUGUAGGAAUAAUUUUGAAUACUGUAGAUCUACUGGAUCUUCAAGUUCCCAAAACUCUCUGAAAAUUGCAGUUUCAGCAAGCAAAGAAGCAUCAUCAAUGAAUCAAGCUGGAAGAGUUUCAAGAAUGGAUACAAUCGGAACUGACACUCCAAUAAGUAAAGCGAAAAAUGCGAGAGCAAGAAAAGGCUCCGCAACUCCAGCAAUGAAACAGAAGAAAAAUAAAACAAGUGUGGUUGAAGAUCCGGAUGAUGAUAAUGGAAAUACUGGAAAUACUGGAAAUAAAAAACAGAAUUUAACGAAAAAACGAAAAAAAGGUCCGCUAGAUUGUGGGGAUAAUAUCGAAUUAUCAAAUGUGACUUAUCAAAUUCAAAAACUUAUUCGAAAUCCAGGGCCGAAUGCGGAAUAUUAUUUGACUGAGGGAACUGCUGAGAAGGUUUUGAGAUUGAGUCCGAAGGGAAAGAAUAAACUGAAAUAUUGUUUUGAGAUUUUGAAGAAGGUUCGAGAGACGAAUACGGCUAGUGAGAAAUGGUUUUAUUUGGAUGCGGUGGAUUCGGGACAAUAUCAGAAGUUUGAUGUGGGUUUGGACUCCAAACCCUGGAGCAGCGGAAAAUAUUUUUGAAUUUUUGAAUUUCGCGCAAAAAAAAUUCGAAUAUUUUUGAGAGAAAUUUUGAUUCCUCAAAAAUCCACGUGGCAGGGAUUUUUCAAACAAUUUUUGAAUUUAACAAACUCGCGCCAAAACCAAUAUUUAAAAUUUUUAGGAUUUUUGAAAAUCAAAAAUUUUUGGAAUUGUAAAUUUUGAUCGCCUGAAAUUCUCUGAAAAUUUUCUGAAUUUCCACGUGGCAAUCAAAAAAAAUUCGAAACAAAAACAAAAUUUUUGAAAACUUUCAGAAAAAGAUGAAAAUUUGAAGAAAAAAGGCUUAAAAAUGCCACGUGGAUUUUUUUCGCGAAAUGUGAGAAUUCAAAAAUUUAGGAAAAACUGCCACGUGGAUUUUUUCCACGAAAUUUGAGAUUUCAAAAAUUCACAAAAAAUUUUUUUUUAGAAAAAUAUGCCACGUGGAUUUCUUGGCGGGAAAUUUGAGAAUUCAAAAAUUUAGGAAAAAAUUUGGUGCUUCAAAAAUAAAUGCCACCUGGAUUUUUUUAAAUCUCAAAUUUUCGAAUUGGGUUUCAAAAUCCAUGUGGAUUUCUUAGCGCGAAAUUUGAAAAUUCAAAAAUAUUGGUUUUGAUGCAGAAUUUAAGAAAAAUAGCCUAAAAAUGCCACGUGGAGUUAUUGGCGCGAAGUUUUAAAAAUUCAAAAAUUCAAAAAUUUAGGAAAAAAUUUGGUGCUUAAAAAUAAAUGCCACCUGGAUUUUUUAAAUCUCAAAUUUUUCGAAUUGGGUUUCAAAAUCCACGUGGAUUUUCAGCACGAAAUUUGAAAAUGAAAAAAUUUAGGAAAAAAUGCCACGUGGAUUUUUUUUCGCGAAAAAUUUCAAAAAUUAAAACAUUUUUGUCAAAAUUUGCCACGUGGAUUUCUUGCCUUCAAAUUUUUCCCUGCAUAUUUGAAUUUUUGAAUUUCGCGGCAAAAUCAAUCAUUUUAAAGCUCAAAAAAAUGCCACGUGGAUUUCUCGGCCCCCAAAACUUCAAAAAACUAAACUUUUUGCAGUACCUAAUCACAUCUUCCUACAACAUUCAACUCUACGAAGUGCACCGCGCUUUGAAUCGAGUUUUCACCCGUGAUUGUGUCAUGAACAUCGCCUACCAAACCCUCGAAUCAAUCCGCGCACUUCACAAUGCUGGAUUCAUCAAUCGAAACAUCAAACCAGCUUCAUUCUCGAUCGGACCAACAUCUAAAGAUCAUCUAGUUUGUAUGUCAGAUUUUCGAAUCACUCGAAAACAUAUCGACGAAGCAACACAGAAGCCGCGAGCAAUUCGCCCAAAAAUUGAAUAUAUCGGAACUGCACGAUAUGCGAGUAUUUCCAGCUUGAAAGGUUUGGAACAGGGAAGACGAGAUGAUUUGGAAGCGUGGCUUUAUAUGAUCUUAUGA
Molecule: messenger RNA, 2060 nt
Organism: Caenorhabditis angaria
Lineage: Eukaryota; Metazoa; Nematoda; Chromadorea; Rhabditida; Rhabditidae
Source: the annotation of a GenBank genome assembly